Molecule: messenger RNA, 417 nt
Organism: Leishmania mexicana MHOM/GT/2001/U1103
Lineage: Eukaryota; Euglenozoa; Kinetoplastea; Trypanosomatida; Trypanosomatidae
Exons: 1
Coding region: 1-417 (138 amino acids)
Source: RefSeq, a predicted model, not a curated record
AUGUCAGCCAACAUCCGUACUGCUCUCUCCGGCAUCAACAUGCCGAUGAUGGUCGCGGGUCUCUCUGGCGGCCUCGGUGUGACGCUCGGUGCCCUCGGCUCGCACGCGUUUCUCGAGCUUAUGGACACGAACCAGUUUAAGUUGUACAACAUAGCGAACCAGUACCACCUCGUCCACUCCAUAGCGAUGCUCUUUGUGGCGGCGAUAGCGCCCCGCGUCGAAGAGCCGGCCGCUACCCACUUCCGUCGCGCCUAUGCCCUCUUCGCCUGUGGCACAGUAGUGAUGGCGAGCUCGCGCUACAUCUACAGUACAGUACACAAGCCGGACUUCCUGAGCAAGCUCCCGAUACUGGGUGGUGCGAUGCUCGCGGCCGGAUGGGUGUGCGUCGCUCUUGGCGGCUCCGUCACGAAGCACUAG